AUGAGUACUAACGAACAGUUAAUUCGUGUUUUGGAGGAUACAGCGGUAUUAUUGAAGAAAACUGAAACUAAUUUGAAGAAAUGUCCCAAACAACGUUUAACUAAAGGCUACUUAGAAUCUCGAGCACAGUGCAUCGACUCUUAUUGGAAAACGUUUACAUCGGCGCAUAAACAGCUGGUACAGAAUACUACGAUGCAGGAGCGCGGCGAGAUGCAGUAUUUUCUCAAGGAAGAAUAUUAUGUCGUGGAGGAGUUAUACCUAUGUUUACAAGGUGAUAUCAAGGACGCGCUCGCUGCUGCCGCUCCCACAUAUGUUCAUGGAACAAGUUCGCUGGAUAUCACGAUGUUUGAAGCUGUACAACAACAUGUGAAGUUACCUGCAAUUGUUUUACCUGUGUUUUCUAAUAACUAUGAAGAGUGGCCGACGUUUCAUGAUUUGUUUACGUCGUUAGUACAUAACAACACGAGUCUUAGUAAGGUUCAGAAAGUGCACUAUUUAAAGUCAAGUAUCGGCGGUGAAGCCGCUGCAUUAUUGAAGCAUGUUACGAUUACAGAACAAAAUUAUCAGUUAGCCUGGGAGACUUUAAAGCAAAGGUAUGGUAAUAAGAGGUUAAUUGUGAACUCCCUUUUGAAGAGAUUGUUUAAUCAAAGGAAAGGUACUACGCAAACAGCUAGUCAAAUAAAACAUCUACUGGAUACUACCACGCAAUGUUUGAAUGAUUUACAAAAUCUUCAAGUGAAUAUAAACGAGUGGGAUCCGUUCAUAAUAUACCUAGUGGUGAAUCGACUCGACAACGAAACUCAUAAGGGUUGGGUGGAACACGCCUACAGUUUGAAUGCUGAGCAGUUACCCAAGUGGACUGAAUUAAAAAAGUAUCUCGAGUCAAAGUUUCGCACGCUAGAACUGGUUAACCCUGUCACUGCUACCAUACCUCAAGAAGCGAAAACAAUUAAGGAAAAGUCUUACCACGUAUCAACAACAUCGAAGAGCUGUGUUUUAUGUAGGGAUGAACACACUUUAUGUCACUGUCAAGAGUUCACGAAAAUGUCACCUGUGGAGAGAAUUGACUAUGUGAAGAAAACUAAAUUAUGUUUCAACUGCCUCCUGCCUGGACAUUCUGCAUCACGAUGUCGUCUUUCCUUUUCAUGUCGUAUAUGCAAAAAGAGGCAUCACACCAUGAUACACCAAGCGCAGAAUGAGGAGUCAGUGAAAACUCAAGCUCACCACAGUCAGCUUACACACCACGAAGAAGACCCGCAGAAUGAUGAAGAAGUAGAAGUGGUGGAAAUUUCGUGUAACUUUGCCUGCAAGAAAUCCAAAGGCCUGUUAGCAACGGCAAUGAUAUCCAUAAGGGACGACGAAGGUCACGUGACUCCCUUUAGUUGUUUAAUUGAUCCAGGGUCAGAAUCAAGCUUUUUAAGCGAACGCGCAGCACAAGCGCUGCGAGUCAAGAGGUCACCUGUGAGAGGAGUUGUUACCGGUGUCGGCGACCUCCAGGUGAAGAUCAACAGCGUAACACAUGUUCAAGUAUUAUCAAAUCAAGAUGACAGUUUCCAGCUAGAUGUCAAAGCUUAUAUAAUGCCCUCAAAGCUCACAUCACAACUACCAUCAAGGAAGAUAAAGUAUGACCCACAAGCCUGGUCACACAUACAAGGACUCACUCUGGCUGAUCCUAAGUUCCACCAGCCAGGGCGAGUAGACAUGUUACUUGGUGUAAAAGUGUAUGCACAAAUACUAGAAGGCAAAGUUAAAAAAGGUCCACCUGGCACUCCAUGCGCCCAAGAAACUAGCCUAGGUUGGAUAAUAUUCGGAGACGUAGAAGGCACAGCAGACGCUUUACAAGAAAACAUAGUUGUGAUGCAUCAUCAGGUCGACGUGGACGACAUGUUAAAGGCAUUUUGGGAGAUAGAUACUACAGAUACAAAGAAGAGUCACACGAGAGAAGAAGCAAGGUGUGAAAUGAUUUACAAGGAAACGCAUACAAGAAACGAAGAAGGAAGAUACAUAGUAACGUUACCAUUCAAAAAAGAAGAACCACUAUCUCCAAAAGGACAAACAAGAGACAUCGCCAUGCUGAAACUGAAACAACAAGAAAAAAUAUUCAAAAGGGAUCCAAAUCUAGAGAAUGAGUAUGUUAAAACUAUAGAAGAAUACAUGAAUCUAAACCACAUUAAAGAAGUUCCUGAAGAAGAAGUUAACAAUGAGGAAGUAUAUAUACCCUAUCACGCUGUGAUUAAGGAAGAAAAGGAAACAACAAAGACAAGCGAUUCUGAUAAGCAAUAUCGAUUGCUUCGUGUAACUUUUGGCACUACUUCUGCGCCUAAUCUUGCUAUCAAGACACUCCAUCAAGUACCAGAAGAUGAAGGCAAGGAGUACCCGCUUGCAUCAAAAACCAUAAGGGAAGAUUUUUUCAUGGACGACCUGAUGACCGGGCCACACACAGCGCAAGAGGCUGUAGAUGUUGCUAAGCAGAUCACUGAAAUUUGGAGGAAGGAAGGGUUUGUACUCCAAAAAUGGGCUUCCAAUAGCACUGACUUCCUUAAAGAAUUUGAACUUACCAGUACGAUGUACGCGUGGACAGAAUCUACAAUGGUGUUGUCCUGGCUGCAUGGAAAUCCCGCAAAAUGGCAAACAUUCGUAAGAAAUAGAGUUGUGACUAUACAAGAGACUCUUCCAAACCAAUGGUAUUAA
Cydia pomonella (codling moth) is the source of this 2691-nucleotide messenger RNA. RefSeq lists its product as uncharacterized. The coding region runs from base 1 to 2691 and encodes 896 amino acids. The transcript has a single exon. NCBI's taxonomy places the organism in Eukaryota, Metazoa, Arthropoda, Insecta, Lepidoptera, Tortricidae. The record is from RefSeq and is a predicted model, not a curated record.